CGCACCGGCAGCAGCAGCCUCUCAUCUCUUUCGCCGGUUGGCGCGGCGCGGUUUUUUAUUACCUGACGCGACACGCGACUGCGCGGCCCGGCCCGGCCGGCCACCGGCUAGUACAGCGGCCUGCGCCUGCAGGUCAGGCCCUCAGGCAGCAGCGCGCUCGCGUACUCGCAGACUCGCAGUCGCUUCCUUGGAUCACUCGCAAGCUGCCACUCACGCCUCCCUCCCUCCCACCUUCUACUAGAGUAUUUCUUCGCUCGGGUCGGGUCGGCUCGCCCGAGGCUGCCGAUCUCUCUCCGCGAAGGCAUUGACUUUGCGCGGGCGCGUGGCGAUGGACGCGGCGGGCAUGGCAGCGGGCGCGCCCAUACUGCCGCCGGACGCGUCCCCGCCGCCGGCCGCCGGGCAGGGCGCGGCGUUCCCGAUCGCCAUCGUCAUCGCCAUCGGGUUCAUGGUCACCUCGCUCAUCCUCAUCAGCUACUACUUCCUCGUCGUCCGGUGCUGGCUCCGCGGCGGCAGCGGCGGCGGGGGGCCCAGGUCCGGCCUGCUCCACCGCGCGCGCCGCGAGGAGCUCCUGGACCGGGUGUCCGCGGUCUUCUUCACCGACCUGGAGGCCGCCGAGCACCCCGGCGGGCUCGACCCGGACGUCGUCUUCGCGCUCCCCGUCGUCAAGUACCGCCGGGCCCGGGCAGCGUCGGCGGCGCUCGAGUGCGCCGUGUGCCUCGCCGAGUUCGCGCCGGGCGAGCGGCUCAAGCAGCUGCCCAGCUGCUCCCACGCCUUCCACAUCGAUUGCAUCGACACCUGGCUCCACCACAACGUCAGCUGCCCGCUCUGCCGCACCGUCGUCACGGGCGGCGUCGCGCUCCCACUCGCCCGCGACGACCACGACGCGUCCUGCCGCGAGCUGCAGCUCGGCGACGACGGCCGCAUCGUCGGCGCCGCCGCCAGGACGACGGGGUACGGGAGCUCCUGCAGGUUCCCGACCAAAAGCGGCGCCGCGCAGGAGCCCAUCACGCGCUCCUUCUCCAUGGACUGCUUCGCCGGCGGCCUCGGCCGGAAGCCGCCGCAGAAGGAGCCUCCUGCUGGUAGCUCGGAGGCCGGGCCGAGCAGCGCCGCCGCCUCCGACCGCCCCGACAGCGGCACCGGCGAGACUAGCGGGCGGUUCCGUCGGCUGCUCUCGUCGUUCGGGCUCGGCCGGAGCUCGCGGAGCACGGUGCUGCCGAUCCAACUGGACCCGUGACGGCGGCGACGGAGCUACGCGUGGACGGUGACGAUGAUAAGAUCAAGCGGGGCCGGGCAGGGAUCCUCCACACGCUCGCCUCAUUGGCUGCAAGGCCCCCCGUGUCGACGUCGCGAGGUAGGUUAUGCAACCCACACAUCACCACUUCUGUUCAUCAAAGGCAAUUAACUAGUAAUAACACCAUGGAAGCAAAAGAAAAGCCAUCAUUUGAUUGCAAAGAUGUUGUAACUUGUAACCACCGUACGCCGUCAUCAUUUGGCAACACAAAAUUGUUGGCGAGAUAAACAAAACCAUGUUUGGUUAACCAAAACACCUUUUCUAGCUAGCUUGACCAGCCAACAGUAUACUAUAGGAGCCAUGAGGAUGAGGUGAAAGAUUUUAUUUAUUUUCCUCUUCCCCUUAUCAGAGAGGAGAUGGAAUUAUUUAUGUGAUUGUCUGUGACCCUGCCCGGACGGGAGGCUUCUUCAUCCAUACGCGAAGGCGAGAAGCCGACGAGUUGCCGGGGUUGACCAUGGAUGGCAUGGCAUGGCACCACAACGGCCAAGUUGCAUCCGCUGACGCCCCCCGUCUGCACCGACGCGCGGCGUAAACAAACGCAGGCUGCAGACGCAGACAAGGGCAGGCAGAAACGGCCCGAUCACGAUCAAUCCCGGCCGCCUAGUUGCGUGGUUCCAUGUGGAUCUCCACUUGAUCAGCAGCGAGAGUCACGGGGGUUGACUUGCAUCCAGGCGGCCGGGGGGCCUUGCUCCGCGGCGGCGAAUCAUACGCUCACAUGGUUGACGGAAUCUGCUGCCUUCUUCUAGUUCUGCUUCUGCAACGGACAAAUCGGACGGAGGCAGUGCGUUCUGUGGAUCGUUGACUCGCUGGAGGUGCCAUUGGCGCUGUAAAUUCCCAUGCAUGUUCAAACUGAAAGGA
Molecule: messenger RNA, 2149 nt
Organism: Panicum virgatum (switchgrass)
Lineage: Eukaryota; Viridiplantae; Streptophyta; Magnoliopsida; Poales; Poaceae
Product: probable E3 ubiquitin-protein ligase ATL45
Exons: 2
Coding region: 329-1234 (301 amino acids)
Biological process (GO): protein ubiquitination
Molecular function (GO): transferase activity
Source: RefSeq, a predicted model, not a curated record